Messenger RNA from Aspergillus puulaauensis, 774 nucleotides. RefSeq lists its product as uncharacterized. The transcript is spliced from 2 exons. The coding region runs from base 1 to 774 and encodes 257 amino acids. Lineage: Eukaryota; Fungi; Ascomycota; Eurotiomycetes; Eurotiales; Aspergillaceae. The record is from RefSeq and is a predicted model, not a curated record.
AUGUCUCCGCUGAAGGAUGCUUCGUCGACCUCCUCCGGGAAGGACUCUGCUCCAGCUCCUCCCAUCGUUAGGCGCAGCAAAACCAUGCCAACUGAUAGUCCGUCAGCAAAGUUCCUCUAUACCAUCAUCAAGCAGCUCGACCUCAAAGGUAUCGACUGGAACCUAGUCGCAUCGCAGCUUGACAUAUCCAACGGCCAUGCCGCCCGUAUGCGCUACCACCGCUUCCGAAACCAGAUGGAGGGGAUCCACUUUACGCAGCGGAAGCGAGCAUCAACCAAGCCUCCCAAGUCGAGCAUCAACCCCCUCAAAAUGAAGAAGCAGAAAGAGAUCACGCCAGAGCCGGAACAGGAGGUCAAAGCCGAAUUCAAAGGCGAACCGCUCACAGAGAGCGCCUACAAGAUGGAUCCAGAGCUUCAGAUGAAAACCGACCCGUACCUCUCCCAGCCGUCCUCCAGUCUCGCUGAUAUCCCGCAAUAUGAGCCGCAGACAUUGACUCCAUCGUAUCCGCAUUCGCAUUCUCCUUCCUUUGCUCCUUCUAUCGCAACCCCAUACCAAAACAUGUCUUUGACUCCGGAGUUCCGCAUGUAUUCACCCAUGCCUCCUUAUCCUCCAGUUCCGAACUCGGUCGACCAAAGCUACCAGACCCCGGUUGAAUGGACCCCAGUCCAAGUUGGGUCAUUAAAUCCGUCUGAGGAAUAUAAUGAUGCUGAGAUCCUGGAGGACUCUAUGAAGAAAGAAUGGGAAGGGCAGGACAAUAUCGUUUGGAAGGAGUGA